AUGAUCAGUAGAAUGGAAAUAUUACCUAAUGAAAUUCUUCUUCAUAUAUUUUCUUAUCUUGAAUGGUUCGAUAUGUUAACAUCUUUCUGGUCAUUAAAUAUUCGCUUCAAUUCUCUUGUAUGUUCAAUUCUUUCGAUAAAUGACAAUAGAUUGAACAGUGGUCUGCUUAUUACGCAUGGUUUAUCUUAUAAUAAAUUUUGUUCAAUAUUAUUUCCAUUGAUUUUAAAUUCAUCAUCUCUUUCUUCUUCUAUUCAACGUAUUCAUUUUGAUGGAUCAAAUUCAAUUGCUUCUGAUCUUUGUUAUGAAUGGUUAUUUAAUGAUAAAAAAUUACUUCAUUUUCCAAAUCUUAAAUCACUUGUUCUUGGUCAAUGUGGAUCAAUUAAACCAAUAGUUCAAAGUUUAUCUUAUCUUGUUCAACAUCAAUUAGAUGAACUUACAUUAACAUUUCAUAAGCAUGUAUUCACACAGUUUUAUUAUAAACAAAACCAUUUGUCACUGGUUUCUGAUAAAGGUAACCAACCAUUUAUUUGA
Messenger RNA from Rotaria sp. Silwood2, 531 nucleotides. The record is from the annotation of a GenBank genome assembly. Lineage: Eukaryota; Metazoa; Rotifera; Eurotatoria; Philodinida; Philodinidae.